AUGGCAUCAGCAGCUGCCACCAAGGCAAUGGAGCCUCUCACAAUGUAUAUUGUCGUUAGAAAAGAUCUUUCAAAGUCUUUGGGCUGGAAGACUGGCAGCGUGAUAUCUCAAGGAUGCCAUGUCAGCGUAGCAGUCUUGGAAAGAUCCCGACACGAGAGCAAUACGCAAGCAUAUUUACAGGAUUUGGAAAAUAUGCGGAAAGUAGUAUUGGAGACCAAGGACGAGCAAUCUCUCAAAUCUCUAGCCGCCGUCCUGGAGCAGAAUGAUGUUACUCACCACGUUUGGAUCGAGCAACCUGAAAACUUCCCUACCGCUUUGGCAACAGGACCUAUACCAAACAGAACGGGAGAUGUUUUGGCAGCUUUCAAAAAAUACUGUUCGCUAUAUCGAUAG
Molecule: messenger RNA, 393 nt
Organism: Umbelopsis ramanniana AG
Lineage: Eukaryota; Fungi; Mucoromycota; Umbelopsidomycetes; Umbelopsidales; Umbelopsidaceae
Exons: 4
Coding region: 1-393 (130 amino acids)
Molecular function (GO): peptidyl-tRNA hydrolase activity
Source: RefSeq, a predicted model, not a curated record